This is a messenger RNA of Cyclocybe aegerita, 636 nucleotides long. The record is from the annotation of a GenBank genome assembly. Lineage: Eukaryota; Fungi; Basidiomycota; Agaricomycetes; Agaricales; Hemipholiotaceae.
AUGCCAACCAUGUCAGACACACCGUCCAUCUUCACCAAAACCUCUGCUUUUUCGUUGGGAGGUGUCCUCGCUCUUGGAACAGUCGCCUACGUCAGCUCCAGGGUAUUCCUCCCGAAGAACGCGAAAUGGCAGGACCGCUUUACCUUCAUCUGGCUCGCUUUUGACGCCCUCAUCCACUUCAUAUUUGAGGGUUCCUUCCUUUGGUCGUCGACGUUCGGACGCCAGGUCAACACGGAGACUCAUAUGUUUGGGGCCAUGUGGAGAGAAUACGCUGCUGCCGACUUCAGAUGGGGUGUCUCCGACCCUACGAUCGUCUCGCUUGAAAUCCUGACGGUGUUCGGUGCUGGCUUCCUUUGCUGCUACAUCUUGAACCAGCUUGCCAACAACGACCCUGCCCGUCACUAUUGGUUAAUUGUGUUGAGCACAGCUGAGAUCUAUGGCGGCUGGAUGACAUUCUGCCCUGAAUGGCUCACUGGAAGCCCGAACUUGAACACGUCGAAUUUCUUGUACCUUUGGGUGUACCUAUUCCUGAUGAAUGUUAUUUGGGUUGUCAUUCCUCUCUGGCUGAUGUAUGAUUCAUAUACGCACAUUUCUGGAGCACUUCGUUCUACCGCCCCAAAAGUCAAGGCAGCUUGA